This is a messenger RNA of Guillardia theta CCMP2712, 2475 nucleotides long. RefSeq lists its product as hypothetical. The transcript has 21 exons. The coding region runs from base 1 to 2475 and encodes 824 amino acids. The record is from RefSeq and is a predicted model, not a curated record. NCBI's taxonomy places the organism in Eukaryota, Cryptophyceae, Pyrenomonadales, Geminigeraceae.
AUGAGCUGGCUCGAAAAGGACUGGGUGGGUCAGACAGGGUUGAAGUGGUGGAAGGAAAGGUUUCUGACGGCAAAGGAUGAGCUGCUGAAUGAGGUCGAUGAAUGUAUUGAGCAAGACAUCAAGCUUCACAGCCUCACAUGGAUGCUGCAAGAGGUUGAGAUCGCGAAUCUGACAGUGUCCAUGCUGUCGGAAGAUCAGGAUUGGUACAGAGACUACGUGGAAGAGCAUGCCAAGAAGCGCAAGGAGAAGAAUCCUCUCGAUGAUGAUUACUGGAGCGAAGACGAGGAGCAGGAGGAAGAGGAUGGGGUGGAGGAUGGCGAAGCGAAGCAUACGCAAUCCUUCGCCUCCCAACGGUGGGAAGAGAUGUUCUCCGACAUGGGCAACGCGUUACAGCAAGUGCGAGCUCUGAGCUCCGAUGUGGUGGAAUGGAUUCACGUUGGUGGGAGGAGGAGGAUGGGCAAGCAAGUCUGGCACUGCUGGAGGGUUUUCUCCCGCUGCCGGAAGCUACACCAGCACAGCAGGAGGAUACGGCUGAUCGCGGGACUAGACAUCUACCAGAGGCUGAUGAAGGAGCCAAACUUUGGAGUAAAGAGGAAGAUAAUCUCUCCUGCGGCAAGAGAUUUCUGGUACAGGCAGGUGGUUCCAAAAGUGCUGGCUAGCGUGACGGUCAUGGAGAAAAGGAGCGUGCCAUGUGUACACCCGAGCAGGAUAGAGGAAGUACUCGCAUGCAAAGACGCGGUCACUCAAGCUCCCAUACAACUCGUGGCGGAAGAGAUCAUCCGAUACUUUAAGCUGAGCAGGGAAGAAAUGCUCGUCCUGCCCUACCUGCUGGGAUCCGGAUGCUGCGACUACCAUCAUGGAGGGAAGUUCACGUUCGGGGCAGACCCCUGCUGCCAUGCUGAGGCUAUCGGAGAUCUCAGAGACAAGCUCAGGGCGUUUGAGGAGAGCGGGUCGGGUAUGGAGAGGAGGAAGGGGGACAAGGAUGCGGAUGGGGAGCGAGCAUGGCGGCAGUUUGUGGAUGAGGUAGAGCAUAGGAGGAGGAUGCUGGAUGAUGCUGUGGAGGCGACGCAAGAGUUCAUAGACUGCAGGCAGCUGCAAGUGAUCAUCGACUACUGGUUGGGGGAGGACGAGGACGAGGACGAGGAAGGGGACGAGGAAGGGGACGAGAACGAGGAAGGGGACGAGAACGAGGACAGACACAAGGACGAGGACGAGGACGAGGACGAGGAUGAGGACGAGGACGAGGACGAGGACGAGGACAGGGAUGGGGACGGGCAAUUGAAUGAAUCCAAAAAGUUACGCAAAGGAAUUCUCCCGCACAUGUAUGUUGAGACAGGGAGGAAUGCCUCUCUCCUCCUCAAGCUAUCAUUCGAGCUCAACCUCCGGGCUCGAAACCUCUUCCCUAUCAGGGCAAAGCACGAGGGGUCGACGAGCAUGAGCCCAGCAGGCAAGUUCCGCUCCCUCGUCUUGGUCCUCAUUGGAGCCGUGCGACUAUGGCGAUCAACCCCCAAGGGGUUGCAGGCGUGGAUGAAGAAAAGAUUUGCGGAGAGCGAGGACGCGUCGGAGACUUUGAACAGAAGUCAAGUAAUGGUGGAGGAGAAGCUGGAGCUCGCCAUCUCCAGAGAAAAGCUCGAGGACGUGGCGUUGCUGCAAGCGGAGCUGUCGAACGUGCGUGCCAGGAUGAAGGAGGAAGAGAGCUUGAGGGAUCGCCUGAGGGAUCGCAUGUACGAGCUCAGCUCAGCUGACCUCGGUAAGGCGAAGGAGAUGGGUGGAGGUGUUAGGAAGAUGAAGGCUGAGGACAGGCGGCCGCAAAGUCUCUUGUUCAAGAAGUCAAGUCUUAUGAUUGCCGACUGGUUCUACUUCGACCAGUCCAUGGACAGUGUCCGCCUCCUAGUGCAGGAGGCUCCCCCUGGAACCUUCUUGCUGAGAUACUCCAAGGAACCUGGCAUCCUCGUUGCAAACUGGUCGAUGGGGGUGGGGCAGCAGAUGAAGUCUGCGAGGAUCUACAGGCUGCAGCAUCAAGUCUCGUCCUCCGAGCACGAGGCUCUUCACGACCGCAAGGGCAGUCGUGGGCAGUCGAGGUACUUGAUGACGGGCACUGGAGGGAUCAGCCAAGGGAUCGAUCGCCAGUCGUCAUCCAGGAUACCGUUAGGAAGGAAGGGUAGUCUACCGACGGCUGUCUUGUCCUCGCAGAUCAGGAAGGAGGACGCAUUAGAUCGGGGGAGGACGCCCAAGUCGGCCAUGUCGACAGCCAAGAGCAUUGCCACACCCUUGCAGACUCGGUCGUCGACUAUCCUAGAGAGCCACGUCAAGAAGUCGCUCAUCACCAGGGACUGCUUUGCCUGGAGCAAGGAUGCUACCUUGUUAGAAUCCUACGAAAACCUGGGAAAGAUGGUGUCAGCAGUUGUGAGCACCUUCCGGUACCCCGCAAAGAACACUGUUCCCCAGCUGGGAAAGCACUCAGGGUAUCUCUGA